Quercus lobata is the source of this 1311-nucleotide messenger RNA. Its product is annotated as Nucleotide-diphospho-sugar transferases superfamily protein. The transcript has 10 exons. Gene Ontology annotation, cellular component: endoplasmic reticulum membrane. Bases 57 to 1064 code for a protein of 335 amino acids. Lineage: Eukaryota; Viridiplantae; Streptophyta; Magnoliopsida; Fagales; Fagaceae. Gene Ontology annotation, biological process: protein N-linked glycosylation. The record is from RefSeq and is a predicted model, not a curated record.
UCCAAGGUCAGCUAGGCCUAGCUGACCAAAACGAUCACAAACUCCGCAAACCGAAAAUGGGGUUUCUAUGGACGCUGCUGGAGCUCUUGCUCGCCUUCAUUAUCAUCGCACUCUUUGCUUUACUUUCUGCAAUCUUCAUCGAAGCUUCUCGAAGAAGUUACAACCACACGCAUGUCGAAGCCCCCGCGAUCUUCGAGGACCCUAAUUCGUUAAAGCAGGUUCCUUGCCCUCAUGUUUCUGAUCCGGCAGAGAAGUAUAUAUCUUUGAUAAUACCUGCAUUCAAUGAAGAGCAUAGACUUCCUGGAGCACUUGAGGAAACUAUGAAUUAUCUUGAACAACGUGCGGCAAAGGAUAAGUCAUUUUCUUACGAGGUGGUGAUUGUUGAUGAUGGAAGUUCUGAUGGGACUAAAAAAGCAGCUUUUAACUUUGUAAGGAAAUACACUGUAGACAAUGUGAGGGUUAUCCUUCUUGGUAGAAAUCAUGGCAAGGGAGAAGCUAUUAGAAAAGGAAUGCUUCAUUCACGUGGUGAACUGCUUCUAAUGCUGGAUGCUGAUGGAGCAACCAAGGUUAAUGACCUAGAAAAACUUGAAAAUCAGAUUCAUGCUUUUGCCAGAAAAGAGUAUCAUUCUGGGGAUUCAGCAGCCAGUGAUUCUAGUAUUAAGAUAUCUGAUAUCCCAAUUGCUGCAUUUGGUUCUCGUGCUCAUCUUGAGGAAAAGGCUCUAGCUACAAGGAAAUGGUACCGUAAUUUUUUAAUGAAGGGUUUCCAUCUUGUGGUUGUCUUAACUGCGGGACCUGGAAUUCGUGACACUCAGUGUGGGUUUAAGAUGUUUACUAGGGCUGCUGCAAGGAAGCUUUUCACAAAUAUUCGUUUGAAGAGGUGGUGUUUUGAUGUUGAGUUAGUUUUCCUGUGUAAGUGGUUUGGCAUCCCAAUGAUUGAGAUAUCUGUGAACUGGUCUGAAAUACCUGGAUCCAAGGUGAAUCCGUUGAGCAUACCAAAUAUGCUUUGGGAGCUUGCGCUAAUGUCUUUCGGAUAUCGAACCCGUAUGUGGAAAAUUUUUAAUUGAGCCUUCGUAUUGGAGUUCAUCUGGAAGAAUUAAAGAAAAGUGACACCUGAUUAGGCGUUAGGGUAUACGCUUCCUUCUUUCGAGAACAUUUGCAUUGAGAAAAUUUUACAAUUUUCGGAGAUCUAACCUCGCAAUUUCGGCAUGUAAGAUAAUUUGGGGGUACUUUCUUUUUUGUUUAUUCCCGAUCCAUUGGAUUAAUUCCCAAUCUCCCCCUAAAGUAAAAAAAAUUGAGCAGUAUUGUUCAUGA